Messenger RNA from Dendrobium catenatum, 2131 nucleotides. RefSeq lists its product as uncharacterized. Lineage: Eukaryota; Viridiplantae; Streptophyta; Magnoliopsida; Asparagales; Orchidaceae. The record is from RefSeq and is a predicted model, not a curated record. Bases 85 to 1650 code for a protein of 521 amino acids. The transcript has 8 exons.
GCGAGAGGGGGAAGAUUAAAAAACGCAGUUCUUUGGCUGCGAACUCGCCGUACCCACUAUCUUCUCUGGAACUCUCGUUGUGGGAUGCGAAGCGGAACCACCCAAAUCGAGAGAGAAAGAGAGAUCAUUGUCUUACGCGGCGGAUGUCGUGCCCGUCACAUGCUUUCGGGUACAACGGAAGUUACUGCGCAUGCAAUCCAGGAUACUGGCAGCAGCCCAACGGGAGCUGCGCGCUGUUCUCCGGCGGCAGCGACUGGAUCACCAGCUCCGGCGUCGGCUCCUCUUCCACUAUCCUCACCUCGGUACUUCCCUUGGACAACAUCCGCCGCUUUACACUGUCUCAAGCCGUGCUACUUGAGGCCACACUGGGGAUCCUACUCGUCUGGCUCCUUUUCUGCUUCCUUAUCCGCUUUGCCCCGCUCCGCAAUGACAGUCAUUCAAUCUGGUUUCGUCUCCGCUGGUGGAUUAGCCGAAUCGAUUGCUUCUUCUCCGCCGAGCAUUGGUUGCAUAAUUUUAAGAAAUUUCUUGAAGAUUCAUCUUCUGCAUGCUUGUGACAAGAAGGAGGAUAACAAGGUGGUAGUUAAGAGGAAAACAGAGCUGGGUGGAACAUUUUCCAUGGCAAGCUGGGUAGUCUUCGUUGGGCUAUUGUCGGCAUUGCUGUAUCAGAUGAUUACGAAGAGAAGUAUUGAGGUGCAACGAGUCAUACCAGCUAAUGCACCAGAUUUACAAUCAUUUCUAAAUGAUCUGGAAUUCAAUAUCACAGUAGUUUCAAGUAUGAGCUGUUCCCAAUUACGUGGCCUUGAUACAUUGGUGAUCGGAACUCCUGGCUCGAUAGAGUAUAGAGUCCUUUCUUUGUCAAGUUAUGUAGAUUAUCAAUGCAAAAACACAAGCAGCGGUCCUACUAUUACUCUUAAAUGCACUAGCUGUCAGAUUCCCCGAAGAAAUCACUAUAUUUCAUGGCAGUUUGUUGAUAUACUUGAUGGUCCUGCCAUGGCUGUUGGUUUUCAGUUCAAUAUUACCUCCAAGGAUCACAAUAAUGACAGGCAUAUGAGCUUUGUAAGCGGUACAGUGAUAGCAAACAAUCAUACCAGUGAUAAACCUAGAACCUAUAGAGGAGCUGACCUGAAUAUUCUAGACGUUCAUUUGUUUCCUCAGAUACAUAAUAAGUUACAUGAUCUGAAGCUCAUUAAGCCUCUGGUUCAUGACUUUGUUUCGGGUUCAUCCUUUUCUGAGGUUGCUGAUCUGCAAGCUUCUCUUAUGAAUCCCAAGGAUGGAUUGAUCAACACAACAUUGCGUGUCAGCUAUCUUUCUGAUUAUAUAGUAGAGAUUGACAAUGAAAAUGUAAUGGGGCCUGUUAGUUUUCUAGCCAAUGUCGGUGGGAUUUAUGCAGUUAGUAUUGCAAUUUUCCUCUACCUGCUAGUGCAAUGUGAAGCCAGGUUUAAGAAAUUGCGUAAUGAGGACAGUAUCAUAAGAGAAAUUAAGAGUCGAACACGUGCUCGUCAUAACUGGGAGAAGAAUUGGAUCGUUCCACAAGAAGCAACUGAGAGGUCCAAUAUAAUCUUGUAUAUAUGCAAGGAGCAUUAUGAUAAUCGUUUUUCUUUCCUUUGGAUUUUUCUCCCACACUCAAGGGGAAACCGACCAUGGUUAUGAGAAUUCAAAGUUGUGACUUGAGCUGUGAUGUCAAAUGAACUAUUUGGUGCAGGCAGUUAUACCAAAAGCCUAUGUUGAUGGAGAAGGCAAAGCCACUGAGUAAACGCACAUCCACCAAUCUACUCGCAAGUUCCUCAUGAUUCAAUUCUUAAUUUUAAUCCAAUGCUGAUCCGAAAUAAACUUGCAAAGAUACAAAUCCCUAAAUAAUCUCUUUUCUACAUGGAGAGAACUUUGGGUUGGCCGAAGAGGGCCAAAGAUAUCGUGGUGCUUUUGUUGAAUUUACAAGCUUAUUUUGAAUCUGCCUUUCACAAUGUUGUAUUGAUUGAGGAAUAGCCAUUUAUGAGUGAAACAAUGGAUGUAAUGGUAGGUUCAUUAGCUAUAAGGCCUUGUAACAGAGCUCCUGGUUUGUAGUCAAUUCCUUGAAUACAUCAUCUUUUUUUUUUUUUUUAUCUUUUCUAUUUUAAGAUGCAUUAGUGACGAU